Molecule: messenger RNA, 2574 nt
Organism: Lodderomyces jiufengensis
Lineage: Eukaryota; Fungi; Ascomycota; Pichiomycetes; Serinales; Debaryomycetaceae
Gene: KIP3
Product: tubulin-dependent ATPase
Exons: 1
Coding region: 1-2574 (857 amino acids)
Biological process (GO): microtubule-based movement
Molecular function (GO): ATP binding; microtubule motor activity; microtubule binding
Source: RefSeq, a predicted model, not a curated record
AUGGCAGAUGAAAAAAUAAAUACUGCUUCACCAUUUUCAACAACAACAACAGUCCCUACACCAACUACUAAACAAUCAUCAAUAACAGUUGCAGUUAGAGUACGACCAUUUACGGAAAAUGAAAUAACAAAAUUAAUCAAGACUGAUCAAGAUGAUAUUUUUUUAAGUGAUGGAAGUUUAACAGAAAAGGAUUCAAUGAAACAAAAAUUCUUAACUCAAGUGGGGAUUAGAAAAAUUAUAAAUGUUGUUGAUGAUAAGAUGUUAAUUUUUGAUCCUCCAGAGACUAAUCCAAUAGUAAAAAUGCAAAAAAAUUUAUUUCCAAAAGGUUCAAGAAUCAGAGAACAUAAAUUUGUAUUCGAUAAAUUAUUUGAUGAAGAUUCUACUCAAGAUCAUGUAUAUCAAAAUACCACUAGACCCCUAUUGGAAUCAGUAUUGGAUGGAUAUAAUGCUACUGUAUUUGCAUAUGGUGCAACUGGAUGUGGUAAAACACAUACUAUUCUGGGUACUUUGGAUAAUCCUGGUGUCAUAUUUUUAACAAUGAAGGAAUUAUAUGAAAAAAUCGAGGAAUUGAGUGAUACAAAAUUAAUUGAUAUAAGUUUAUCAUAUUUGGAAAUUUACAAUGAAACAAUAAGAGAUUUAUUGAACCCAGAAACUGAUUAUAAAAAAUUAGUAAUUCGGGAAGAUUCGAACAAUAAAAUUACAGUAUCGAAUUUAUCAACUCAUAGACCAGACUCAGUAGAUGAAGUUAUGCAUUUAAUAAUGGCCGGUAAUGCAAAUAGAACAUCAAGUCCAACUGAAGCAAAUGCAACUUCUAGUAGAUCUCAUGCUGUUUUACAAAUAAAUGUUGUUCAAAAGAAUAGAACUGGUGAUCUAAAAGAAGAACACACAUUUGCAACAUUAUCCAUAAUAGAUUUAGCAGGUAGUGAAAGAGCAGCAGCUACAAAAAAUAGAGGAGUAAGAUUGAAUGAAGGAGCAAAUAUUAAUAAAUCUUUAUUAGCUUUGGGAAAUUGUAUAAAUGCAUUAUGUGAUCCAAAAAGAAGAAAUCAUGUACCAUAUAGAGAUUCAAAAUUAACAAGAUUAUUAAAAUUUUCUUUGGGAGGUAAUUGUAAAACUGUUAUGAUAGUUUGUGUUGCUCCAAGUAGUAUUCACUAUGAUGAAACUUUGAAUACUUUAAAAUAUGCAGAUCGAGCAAAAGAAAUAAAAACUAAGUUAACACGAAAUCAACAUAACUUAAAUCGUCAUGUUGGAUCAUACUUAAAAAUGAUUACUGAACAAAAACAAGAAAUCGAAGAGUUAAGGGCUAGAGAGAAUAAAAUUGUUGAUAUUGCAAUUGAAAAAAGAAAGAAAGUGGAGCAAAGUACGUACAACUUACUACAAGAUACUAUCAGUUCAAUACGGAAGAAUAUUGCCAAAUAUAGUCAAGAGAAAUUCAAAAAACUAUUCUUACUUGCUAAAAGAAAAUUACUACUACUACAAAAAGUUGAAACUGAACAACUUUUACAUAUUGAUCAGAAUCAUCAGCAAAAUCAAUACAUAUCCACAAUCUAUAACCUACGAGAUCAAAUCAUUUCCAAAAUAGAGCAUCAAAUUAUUCAAAUAGAGUCACAAUAUAGUCAACCAUAUGAAAUAGACCACAUAUUAGGAGAAUCAGCAAAACAAACGUUAAAAAGAAUACAGAAUGACCAAGGCUGGACCAAUAAUCAUACUGAAAUUUUUAAUCAACUUAUUUUAUCCUUACAUAAUCAAAUACAAAUGGAUAUAUUAGUCAAAUCAUCAGCAUUAUACGAUAAAUUAAUUCAUUCAUUAUAUGACUAUUAUUAUCCUUCGAAAGCAAUAGCAAAUUAUUUAUCAAAUAUCAAUAACGACGAUAGUAAUGAAACUUUGCUCCAAAAUUUAAUUCAAGGUUUGGAGAACUUGGUCAAUGGUAAUUUUGAAACAGCUAUUGAAAAUCAUGCCAUAGAAUAUUUCAAAGCAAGAUCAUGGGAAGAAUUUGAGGAUGAUAUACAACAUCCAAUAAAAAAACCUAAAUUUACAAUGUCACCACCAAGAAUAACAACUAACACAACUACUUUUAAAAGACCAUCAAUUAAAAGAAUGAAAAGUUCACCAAAUCAUAGACCAUCAAGAAAAUCGAAACUACUUAAUAAUCAUAACUACAAUAAUACUACUAAUGGUAGACAUCAUUCAUUAAUUUUACCAUCAUCAACUACAUUAGAACCAGAUUCCUCAAUGGAUGAUAUAACAUUUCAUAAUAAUUCGGAUAUUGUAAUGUAUAAUGAUGAAGAAGAAAAAGAAUCCCCAAUAAACAAUAAUAUUAUUGAUUUAGAUUUACAAUUAGAUUUGCAAUUAGAUUCUCCACCUCCACCUCCACUAUUAAGAAGCACUUCAUUGAAUGUUGAUAAAAAUUUGAGAAAGAAUCACAUUAGUGAAAAGUUAAAUGAGAAUGAUAACAUUGACUUGAAUGAUAUGAAUGGUUCACAAAUUAAUAAUGUACUAAAAUUUAAUAUGAUUGAACUGAAAUUACCAUUGUUGAAUACACUGGCAGCUUCAAAAAUUACACAGAAUGUAGAAUAG